AUGGCUCAAUACGGUGGGUCUCCUAUAUUUGCCGUUGCAAGCACCGCACUGUUCGCGCUCGUCGCAAGUCUGAUCCUCAGCACCUCAACAUCCACCUCCUCAACCCUCUACUGCGUUUCUGAUCCCACCACGCAGCACAUCGAAACGCUCAAUGCUUCUCUCCCACGCGCGAAAUGCUUUCGCGUCGCCAAUGGCCUCUUUACGGAGGUCCUAGCAGAGGUCCCGACGACGAGUGAAGAAUCAAUCACGUACCUGGAUGGCUGGACGAUACCGGGCAUCAUUGAGAGUCAUGGCCACCAUUUGCAGUAUGGGGAGAUGCUCGAAUCGGUGCUGUUGUAUGAUGCGAAGAGUAUGAAGGAGGUUAGGGGGCGAAUUGGAGAGUUCUUGGAGAGACAUAGGGGUGAAGGGUAUGGGACGAGAGGGAAGUGGAUUAGAGGUAUUGGGUGGGAUCAGAAGUAUUUUGGGGGAGUUAUGCCAACUGCUGCAGACCUGGCAGUCGAUCCUCUUCUAUCAGACCUAUACAUGAUGCUCGACCGCGUCGACGUCCACUGCGUACUCACCUCCCAAAAAGUCCUCGAUCUCCUCCCAAACCCAUUACCAGCAGCACCCCCUGGAGGCUUCAUAAUCACCGAUCCUGGACCAGGCGUCUUCUGCGAUAAUGCCAUGGAUGCCAUCAUAAACCCAAUCGCACCAAAACCCGACGUUGCGCAGAAAACAAGAUGGUUCAAGACUGCGAUGGCGGAGUUAAAUAAAGUCGGUGUGACUGGAGCUGGGGACGCUGGAAUGCGACCGCAGGAUAUCAUGAUCUUGGAGGAUAUGGCGGUUAAAGGCGAAUUGUCGAUGAGGCUUAAUGUUAUGAUUGAGUGUCCGGAGAGGAAUACGUAUUGUCCGCUAGAUCUUACGGAUUUGAAGUUGCUGGAAGCACCGAGGGGGAUGGGCGAGAAUAAGCUGAUACUUGGGGGUGUCAAGAUCUUUGCGGAUGGAGCUCUAGGAUCCAGAGGUGCUGCUCUGCUGGAGCCAUACUCGGAUAUGCCUGAUACAAGAGGGGUUAUGCUCAUUAAUGAGACUGCUUUGAAGGCUGUAGUCGCUGAUUGGGCCAAUGCAGGCUUUCAAGUGAACGUCCAUGCCAUUGGGGAUCGAGCCAACCGGGCUGCAAUUGACGCUUUUGAGAGUGUGCUGGGAAAGAAUUGCAAUGGCUGCAACUCCAAGAGAAGAUUCCGGAUAGAGCAUGCGCAAAUCAUUCACCCUAAGGACCAAUUCCGCAUCGCUCGUCUUGGAAUAAUACCCUCAAUCCAGCCAACCCAUGCAACAUCUGAUAUGGCCUACGCCGUAGAUAGACUCGGAGCUUCACGUCUGAAAGACUCUGCAUACCGCAUGGCCAGCUUCUUCCCACCUCCAAAAUAUCAAACUCUCUAUCCCGGGCCAGUGCUCGGUUCUGACUUUCCCGUCGAACCACCCAACCCGUUUCACGGCAUGUACGCUGCCGUCACCCGUUUGUCACCAGCUACUCUCGACAGCCCCUCCGGUAAGGGAGGUUGGUAUCCAGAAGAGAAGCUGAGUGUUGAGCAAGCGCUCAGAGGGUUCACUUCUAACGGUGCUUACGGGUGGUUCAAAGAGAAUGAAAUGGGAACUAUCGAGGUGGGUAAGUAUGCUGAUUGGGUCGUGGUUGAUAGAGAUAUCCUUGCGGACAAGAGCGGAAUGAGUUUGGUUGAUGUUGAGGUCAGAGAGACUUGGGUUGGUGGCGCAAAGGUUUACAGCUCCAAUGCCCCUGAAGUUGAGGUUACUGGCGGGAAAGGUUGGAGGUCGGUGCUGAGCGAGUGGGCCGCUUGGUCGAGAGAUGUGAUCAAUGGUCAAAUGUGGUGGAUGAGAACUAGCUAA
Molecule: messenger RNA, 1878 nt
Organism: Glarea lozoyensis ATCC 20868
Lineage: Eukaryota; Fungi; Ascomycota; Leotiomycetes; Helotiales; Helotiaceae
Exons: 4
Coding region: 1-1878 (625 amino acids)
Molecular function (GO): hydrolase activity, acting on carbon-nitrogen (but not peptide) bonds
Source: RefSeq, a predicted model, not a curated record